UUGUGCACGUCUUUAACGAUGUGGAAAGCCGACCAAAUUAUAUUCUCUGGCAUAUCCCAUCUUGACGUCAACUGAUGGCGAAGCCACCAAGAAAAUGGGCAAUUCAAAGCCAAUAUCUCUGCAAAAGGAGUAAUAUAGAGCAAUCCCAUUACCAAGAAGUUGAUCGGAUUGAUUUAACAAAAGGUAUAGAGAAGUGGGCGGCCGGUCUUUGCCGGAGAAUUGAAUUGACCGUCUGUCUGUUAGGGUGGUCAAAAGCCAUAUGGGGUCUUCAAUUGCUUGAUAAUUUGAAACCUCCCCCCCACCCAAUUUGUAUGCGUGAGUUAUUGGUGCAGCAGUUGGAAUUGGCGAGAGGGAGGUGUGUUCAGAAUGGGAAAUUUGUAGAGAAAUUGGUAACAGAGGGUGUUUUGCUUGAACUCCAGGAUUGAGGUAACGAUGAUGAUGUCUGAAUGCAGUUGUUGGUGUUGGACAAGUGUCUUUUGUGGUACAAAUGGGGGGGAGGAAGUUUUUACUGAGUACUCUUCCGAGCCAUUUCAGCUCCCUGCGCCUCUUCCAGACUGGCCUUCGGGCACAGGAUUUGCAACGGGAAGUAUCAGUUUGGGGGAAAUUCAGGUUGCUCAGGUGUGCACAUUUGAAAAGGUGUGGAGUUGCUAUGAAGGAGGGGACGGCGAUAAGGGGGCCACUUUCUAUAAGCCAACCAAUUUACCAACAGGCUAUUUCAAUUUAGGCUAUCUUGGCCAGCCUAACCGUACAACUCUGGAUGCAUGGGUUUUUGUGGCCAAGGAAACCGAUAAUUCUGCAGAUUUAUCAUGUCAAUGUAAUCAAUCUUGUUAUGCAUUGGAGCCCCCUACUGUCCCUCUAAUAUUUACGAAGGACAGCAAAGAGUUUUUUCCUCAAAGAGGAUCACACUCAGCACUUGCUAAGCCACUGAAUUAUACUUUAGUUUGGAGUAGUGACUCCUGGAGUGGUGACCAAGAUGGAUAUGUGUACUUUUGGUUGCCUUACCCUCCAGAGGGUUACAAGGCCUUAGGUUUUGUUGUCACAAAUACAGGAGAUAAACCCUCAGUUGAGGAGGUGAGGUGUGUUCGGUCAGAUCUAACAGAAGAAUGUGAAAUUGAUACUCUAAUUUGGAGUACAGAUUCAACUUUUGACAAAUUUCCUUUCGGUGCAUGGAAUAUCAGGCCAAAAGAGCGUGGAAUGCAAGCAAAAGGUGUAUGUAUAGGGAGUUGUUACUGUAGCGAUUCUUUAAAUUCAGAGGAAAUUUUCUCUCUUUCCUGUUUGAAGAAUGUAACUUAUGAUCUAAGUGCAAUGCCAAAUCUGAACCAGAUUCAUGCAUUAGUCCAACAUUAUGGACCCACUAUUUAUUUCCAUCCAGACGAGGUUUACUUACCUUCAUCAGUAGAGUGGUUCUUUGAGAAUGGUGCACUGCUGUAUGAUGGAUCUUCCCAGACUGCUGAGCCAAUUACUACCGAUGGUUCAAAUCUACCCCAAGGGGGCUCAAAUGAUGGUAAAUACUGGCUGGAUUUGCCUAAUGAUGGAAGAGCAGGUAAAGUCAAAAAGGGUAAUUUGGAGAGUGCCGAGGUAUAUGUGCAUGUUAAACCCAUGUUAGGAGGAACAUUCACUGAUAUUGCAAUGUGGAUUUUUUGCCCUUUCAAUGGACCGGUUACUGCAAAGAUUGGGGUGUUCAAUCUACCUUUUGAAAGAAUUGGAGAGCACGUUUCCGAUUGGGAGCAUUUCACUCUAAGGAUAAGCAAUUGCACUGGAAAGCUAUGCAAAAUGUAUUUCUCUCAGCACAGUGGAGGUGAGUGGGUCAGUGCCCCAGAUUUGGAAUACAUUGAAGGUAACAAGGCAACAGUUUAUUCUUCGAAAAGUGGGCAUGCAAGCUUUCCUCAUGCAGGUGAUUUUCUUCAAGGGAACUCAAAACGUGGGUUGGGUAUAAGGAAUGAUGCAGCCCGAAGCAAGUACUCCCUUGAUGCAAGCCUCAAAUACAAAAUAGUUGCAGCAGAGUAUAUGCACUCGCUUGGAGCAAAUGACCUUCCCCUAGAGCCAUCCUGGUUGGGGUACAUAAGGGAAUGGGGUCCUACAAUUGUGUAUGAUUCACGAGCUGAGAUUCGUAAAUUAGUCAGAUUUCUUCCUGCUAAAAUCAGACAUGCUGUAGAGGACAUUUUUAAUAUGCUUCCAAAUGAGCUUGGAGGCGAGGAAGGACCAACAGGACCCAAAGAAAAGGACAAUUGGGAGGGUGAUGAAAGAUCGUGAAAUGGUAUUUUUUCGAAAAAUUGAAGAUUGCUAGUGAUGACAAACAGCAGUAUUUGUUGUUUCCUAUCAUGCAUUUGCCAAUGUUAUAGAAAUGCUGGCUCACAUGUAUUAUUAGUCAACAAACUUGGUUUUGUUUGAAGGGAUUCAACCUGAUGUACAUAUUUGUUUUUCCUGUUACUAAGAAUUUUAACUUCCAGUUCA
Molecule: messenger RNA, 2454 nt
Organism: Cryptomeria japonica (Japanese cedar)
Lineage: Eukaryota; Viridiplantae; Streptophyta; Pinopsida; Cupressales; Cupressaceae
Exons: 2
Coding region: 433-2253 (606 amino acids)
Source: RefSeq, a predicted model, not a curated record